CGCGCUCCGGGGUCCGGCCACAGCUGAGAGCGCCCGCGCGCCCGUGCUCGGGGCGCCGAAGGCCCUCUGCUUUCUGCUGCGAGACCCUUCGUGCGGCGGGGAACGAUGCGACCUCACCCGGCCCUGUCCAGACACCUGCGAUUCUUAAUAACGAGUCCGUGAGGGUCGUGCGUGAGGAUUCAGUCUGAAGAAGGAGUAACAGGAUUUCUGUCCGAAUAUGAGCCGCACACACAACCAAUGCAGAUUCUUCAGCUCGAAAUGUCCUGUUUAAAUCAGUUCCCUGAAAAAUAAAUUCGACGUGCCCGGACAAGAGAUAUUUGUCGUGUGACUUCACAAAAAACCGUGAGAUGUCAGGCCCCUCGCCAUUCAAGAUGCGAUUUGUUCAUCUGGACCUUAAAGGAGCCCCGCCAAAGGUCUCCUACCUCUCGGAGGCGUUCCCUCUGUUCCGUGCCUUGGGCGCCACUGGCCUCCUCAUCGAGUACGAAGACACGUUUCCCUACGAGGGCCACCUGAGGCUGCUGCGGGCCCAGCACGCGUACAGCCCUGCUGAAGUCAAAGAGAUCCUGCGUCUGGCCGCACUGAAUGAGCUCGAGGUCGUCCCCUUGGUGCAGACGUUUGGACACAUGGAGUUUGUGCUGAAGCACCAGGCUCUCGCUCACCUCCGAGAAGUGGCGCUUUUCCCCAACACCCUGAACCCCCACGAGGCAGAGUCCCUGGCGCUGGUCGGAGCCAUGAUCGACCAGGUCAUGGAGCUGCACCCGGGGGCCCGGUGGCUCCACAUAGGCUGUGACGAGGUCUAUUACCUUGGGGAGGGGGAGGCCUCGAGACAGUGGCUGCAGCAGGAGCAGAACACCAAAGCCAAACUGUGUCUGUCCCACGUGAGGGCGGUGGCCAGCCACGUGCUGGCCCGGCACCCCGCCACAGCGCCCAUGGUGUGGGACGACAUGCUGCGCGACAUCCCCGAGGACCAGCUGUCAGAGUCAGGGGUGCCGCAGCUGGUGGAGCCAGUGCUCUGGGACUACGGGGCCGACCUGGACGUCCAUGGCAAGGCCCUCCUCAUGGAAAAGUACCGGAAGUGCGGUUUCCCCCGGCUAUGGGCCGCCAGUGCCUUCAAGGGAGCCACCGGGCCAAGCCAGGCCCUGCCCCCCAUCGAGCACCACCUUCAAAACAACAUGCAGUGGCUGCAGGUGGCAGCCUGUGCGCCAGCAGACAUGCUGCAGGGCAUCAUCCUGACCGGCUGGCAGAGGUACGAUCACUUCUCCGUGCUGUGUGAGCUGCUGCCUGUGGGGAUACCGUCCCUGGCCGUCUGUCUGCAGUCACUGCUACACGGGGGUUUUGCUGAAGACUUUAGGGCAAGAGUGGAGAAACUUCUUGGGAUCUCGAGCCUGGAAAUCACCGGUGUUACGAGUGAGGGGGCCGCCUCCUUCCCUGGCAGUGACAUCCUGGCCCUCGUCACACAAGUCAGCCUCCACCUGCGCAGCUCUGUGGACGAGAUGCUGCAGAGGGACAGGUGUGUGACGGGCUGGUUCAGCCCGUAUCAUCGCAGGCGGAAGUUCAUCCAUCCAGUCAUGGUCCAGCACAUCCAGCCCCAGGCGCACAGUCUGCUGGCCAGGUGGCGUGCCCUUGUGCAGGAGCUGGAGGCCGCCCUGCUCCGUGUCUUCCACGAGGACGCCGUGGAGGAGUGGCUGGAGGAGAACGUGGACCCUGGCUUAGGGCAGCUGCAGGCGCUGCUGCAGGACCUGGACGGAGCCACUGGUUCCCAGCCCCCACAGGCUAGCCCUGGCCCUGACACAGGUCAGGACCCCUGAGCGGAGGGGCCCCUCACCCUGUCCAGCUGUGUCUGGCCCGACACAUCUCUGAGCCCUGCAAGCAGGGAGUGCCCGGUGCAAAGGUGGCUGUCGCCGGGGGAGCACAGCAGGAAACGUGGGUGGAAGUGCUCGUGGGGACGUGCUCGUGGGGACCUGCUCGUGAUCUGCGUGCAGGACUUUCUUGUGAAAUAAAAAGGAAA
This is a messenger RNA of Molossus molossus (Pallas's mastiff bat), 2008 nucleotides long. It is a transcript of the gene HEXD, whose product is annotated as hexosaminidase D. The transcript is spliced from 14 exons. Gene Ontology annotation, biological process: carbohydrate metabolic process. The record is from RefSeq and is a predicted model, not a curated record. Bases 348 to 1808 code for a protein of 486 amino acids. Gene Ontology annotation, molecular function: hexosaminidase activity. NCBI's taxonomy places the organism in Eukaryota, Metazoa, Chordata, Mammalia, Chiroptera, Molossidae.